AUGUCUGACUCUGGCAUCGGUCAAGGUAUAAUAUACAUUCAACGAGCAGGAAUGAAUCUCACAAGUUUCCCACCAAUAGGUCGAUCAAACCCAAACUGUUCUCUGACAGGAUUAUAUGAUACUAGGGGUGUAGCAAUUGAUGGAUCCGGUAAUGUUUACGCAUCAUCAGCUACCUGUAAUACGGUCGUGAAGUGGCCACCAAAUAGCAGCACUGGUACACUUGUUGGUGGAAAGUUAGGAUCUUAUGGUUCUGGUAGCAAUUUGUUAGAAUGGCCUCGGUUUAUACAUUUAGAUGAAGUUCGGGGAGCCUUAUACGUCGCCGAUAGUUUAAACAAUCGCAUUCAGAAAUUUAUAAUAGGCGGUAAUGGAACAGGAAUAACAGUUGCAGGUGGAAAUGGACAGGGACUGGGUCUUAACCAAUUAGAUCAUCCUUCAGCUGUUUGGGUGACACGCAAUGGUCAAACUCUUUAUAUUACUGAUACUGGUAAUAACCGUGUGAUGCGAUGGAACCUUGGAGAUACACAAGGAUCAGUUGUAGCCGGCAGUGCAAGUGGUGUUGCGGGUAAAACCAAUACACUUCUUUCAUACCCAGGUGAUGUGGCACUUGAUCCUACUGAAACAUAUUUAUAUGUUUCUGAUUAUUAUAAUAAUAGGGUGCAACGAUUCGUUCUUCAAUGA
This is a messenger RNA of Adineta steineri, 678 nucleotides long. Lineage: Eukaryota; Metazoa; Rotifera; Eurotatoria; Adinetida; Adinetidae. The record is from the annotation of a GenBank genome assembly.